AUGGGUUCAAAUGGUUGCUCGUCAAAAAUCAUAGAUCUGGACGUUGGUGGUGGCGGAAAUCAUAGAUCUAAACAUGAGCUUGCAUAUUUGGAAGACAAAAUGACAGAUCUAGAGUAUUUGAGUCCAUAUUUGAGAUCAGUGGAGUCCAAAGUGGAGUUUAAAGGUGGAUCUGAAUCCAAAAACCUUGACUGCUCUUCAUUCCGACGACGAAAAGCAUCAGAUGACAACGAUGGUAGGCAGCAUGUGGUGGAGGUAAGUGGCAGAGGUGGUGUUGGGUUUUCUGUUUUGAGAGAGUUUGAGAGGUUUUAG
Messenger RNA from Lactuca saligna, 309 nucleotides. NCBI's taxonomy places the organism in Eukaryota, Viridiplantae, Streptophyta, Magnoliopsida, Asterales, Asteraceae. The record is from the annotation of a GenBank genome assembly.